Malurus melanocephalus (red-backed fairy wren) is the source of this 3281-nucleotide messenger RNA. RefSeq names its product flotillin 2 (gene FLOT2). The coding region runs from base 1936 to 3075 and encodes 379 amino acids. Gene Ontology annotation, cellular component: plasma membrane. Gene Ontology annotation, biological process: protein localization to plasma membrane; regulation of myoblast differentiation. NCBI's taxonomy places the organism in Eukaryota, Metazoa, Chordata, Aves, Passeriformes, Maluridae. The record is from RefSeq and is a predicted model, not a curated record. The transcript is spliced from 12 exons.
CCCCCUGGGGCAGAGCGYUGCAGGCUUGUUCCUGCAGUGCCCRUCUUCAUCCAUCGCAUCCUGCUGCUGUUUCCUCACCAGCACAUCACCUGGACUCUCAGCAGGGCUGGCACUGGGUGCAGGUGAUGCCCAUGCCCGUGACAGCUGAGCUGAUGACUGAGGUUGGGUUUAAACAAACCAGCAGUGAAAUCCCCCGUGUCUGAUCCAACCUGUAGCUGCUUCAACGCUGCCCAAGUUCCAGGCUGCACUUAGGCAUGAACCGGGCUUUGUGCGGACUGGAUUGUUAUUCAUUAAUUAUUGUUAGAUGAUGUGAGGGCUGGGACCAACUGCAGGUAAUGAGUACCGGGUAGAAAAUGCGUUUGAACAUCAAGCAUGUGCCUUAGUCACUGCUCUGCCACGCUUGCAACUAUGUUGUGGUUUUGGAGCCAAAGCCUCCAGCAAGCUGUGGCUGAUCUGUUAUCAGUUCAACUCCCUCAGAUGACAGACCUGUUACCGGAAUUCCUGAGCAGAUGCCAGGAGCAGGCUGCACUUCUGGAAACAAAUGUGCCCACUCUGGUGGUGGCUUCUAAGGAGUUACAAACUGCACACAGCAGCUCCCUGGAGCAGCAGUACUCCUUGCAGUUUUCCUGGUCUGCAGUUCCCAGUGGGAUCCAGAGCUGAUGCUGUGCUUCCCUCCCAAGAGAUCCGUGUCAAAAUUGGCACUGCUUGGUGAAUUCCACAUUCACAGGAAGAUUCGGAAGCUGUGCUCCAGGUGUGUCCUUUAGUCUCAAAGCCUGGGUUCAGCUGUUCUGUUCAGCUCUGGAGUUUACAAAAUGCAGCUUUYGGGAUGAGCCAGCAGGAAUUUGUGGCAUCUGCUUGCAGUUCCAGGCGUGGUGCUUUUCCACAGCAGGGAGCAGCAAGCCCAGGACACUCCUYGAAGUUCAGCUGCGUUUUGGGAAGGGAGCAGAGAUCACCCUGGGUUCUGCCAGYUGGGAUGGGGUUUGGAGCCACCACCAGACUGGUUUUCCUCAGCUGCUGCCCAACAUAGUCUGCAAAUGUUUUUUUGUCUCCUGAGGGCACCAACUGAGAGCUUCAGGGGCAGCCAAGAGGUGGUGGAAACUCUACAGGGUCCUGUAGCUCCUCUGCACCCAUUUGCAGAGCGGCUGCCAGGGCAUUAGUGAGAGGGUGUAGCUACAAGCUGUUGUAAUUCCAGGAACCUGAGCCAUGUUCCUCCAGGGAAAAGCAGGGAGGACCUCAUGGGCUGGCAUAAAUUUGUGUGAUACUAAGUUGGAUUUGGGGAGAGAGGGGAAGGAAGGAGAAACCAAUAAUAAUUACUAAUAAGCCAAAAUAAUAUUAAAUAAAUUUUAGUUUAUUUAAUUUAAAUAAACCAAAUAUUAUUAAAGGCAGGCUUUUGGCUUGCAGUCUUGAAUUGUCAUGUGGUAGUUAUUUGAAAAACUUGACUUUGUGGGACGGUUUUCUUUAUUUUCUUUAUUCAGCCUGUGCCCCUAGCCUUUAGUCCUGGGCCUCCCCUUGGCAUGUGGGUACUUCUGAGGAGGCUUGUUCUUUCUUUUUGCUUUCCUGUGAGAGACUCGAGUUCCUCUGGUGCUCAAGGAGCAGCCAGCUGUGCUUUGGGAACGUGGAACUUUGUAUCCUUAUUUGGGAAGCUGCUUCCCAGGCACGCCUCAGCAUUCGGCUGGCACUGCUGUCCUGCCACUCCUGAGCAGCAUCGAUCUCCUUCUAAGAAACUGCACUGCUGAUUGAUCCAUCGGAGACUACUGGAACAAAUAUGUUGUUUGUAACACCUAGAAGAACACAAGUAGAGGAUUUGGUGUGUCCAGCUAAUCUGAUUCCCCCUCAGGUGGYUGCUGUGGCUCUGAUCAGAAGCAAUAUGUGUAUGGAGGCUGGGCCUGGGCAUGGUGGUGCAUUACUGACACCCAAAGGAUUUCCCUAGAGAUAAUGACGUUACAGCCCAGGUGUGAGGACGUAGAGACGGCGGAGGGGGUAGCUAUAACUGUCACAGGUGUGGCACAGGUGAAGAUAAUGACCGAGAAGGAGCUCCUGGCUGUGGCCUGUGAGCAGUUCUUGGGGAAGAACGUGCAGGAUGUGAAGAACGUGGUCCUGCAGACACUGGAGGGACACCUGCGCUCCAUCCUGGGUACCCUGACAGUGGAGCAGAUCUACCAGGACAGGGACCAGUUUGCCAAGCUGGUGCGGGAGGUGGCAGCUCCCGACGUGGGUCGCAUGGGGAUCGAGAUCCUGAGUUUCACCAUCAAGGAUGUCUAUGAUAAAGUGGAUUACCUGAGCUCCCUGGGGAAGACUCAGAUUGCAGCUGUCCAAAGGGAUGCAGACAUUGGAGUGGCAGAAGCCGAGCGGGAUGCUGGCAUUCGGGAGGCAGAGUGCAAAAAAGAAAUGCUGGAUGUCAAGUUCAAGGCAGAUACCAAAAUAGCAGAUUCCAAACGGGCUUUUGAAUUGCAGAAAGCUGCCUUCACUGAGGAGGUCAACAUUAAGACUGCAGAGGCCCAGCUGGCCUACGAGCUCCAGAGCGCCCGGGAGCAGCAGAAGAUCCGUCAGGAGGAGAUCGAAAUCGAGGUGGUGGAGCGCAAGAAGCAGAUCGAGGUGGAGGAGAAGGARGUGGUGCGGAUGGAGAAGGAGCUGAUGGCCACUGUGAGGCAGCCGGCYGAGGCCGAAGCCUAUCGCAUCCAACAGGUCGCCGAGGGCGAGAAGGUGAAGCAAAUCCUCCUCGCUCAGGCAGAGGCAGAAAAGAUCCGCAAGAUCGGAGAAGCYGAGGCUUUUGUGAUUGAGGCCGUGGGGAUGGCGGAGGCUGAGGGGUUGAAGCUGAAAGCAGAAGCGCUCCAAAAGUACGGAGAAGCUGCUCAGCUGUCUCUAGUGCUGGAUGCACUGCCUGAGAUCGCUGCCAAAGUGUCUGCUCCGCUCUCCAAAGUGGAUGAGAUCGUUAUUCUCAGCGGAGAGAAAGGCAACACCAUGUCGGACAUGAACCGUCUCCUGGCUGAGGUCCCUGCUGCCGUGCGUGCCAUCACUGGUGUGGAUCUCACAAAGCUUCCCCUGUUCCAGAAAGCCACCGAGGCCAAGGAAUGAGGUUGGCCAACCCAAAGCUAGUGAAGAUCACUCCCUGUUAUGCACUCAGACAUCAACUGCCUUCGACACGUGGGAAUUCCUUUUAUAUCAAAGACAAUCCGAGUUUCCUUUGUAACUGGUGCCUUAUUUUGUAGGGCCAGAAAGAUGCAUGUCCUGUCUGCUGCUCUUCUUAUUCCAAGGCUGGGAGAAGAUUUGUUUUCUAAUUA